Molecule: messenger RNA, 1041 nt
Organism: Sporothrix brasiliensis 5110
Lineage: Eukaryota; Fungi; Ascomycota; Sordariomycetes; Ophiostomatales; Ophiostomataceae
Product: aflatoxin B1 aldehyde reductase
Exons: 2
Coding region: 1-1041 (346 amino acids)
Molecular function (GO): oxidoreductase activity
Source: RefSeq, a predicted model, not a curated record
AUGGCGAAAGCACGCAUCAUCCUGGGUCUGAUGACCUUUGGCCCCGACGCAGACAAGGGCGCCCGUGUUACCGAUAUCGAGGACUUCAAGAAGGCGCUCGAUGUCUUCCAGGGCUACGGCUACGACGAGGUCGACACGGCCCGCAUCUACGUCGGCGGCCUGCAGGAGGGCUACACGCGCCAGGCCGGCUGGAAGGAGCGCGGCCUGUCGCUGGCCACCAAGGUCUACCCCGUCACCCCGGGCAUCCACAAGCCUGCUACGCUUACCGAGUACUUUGAGACGAGUCUGAAGGAGCUGGGUUCGGACAGUGUCGAUAUCUUCUACCUCCAUGCUGCUGACCGCAGUGUUCCGUUUGCCGAGACCCUCGAGGCCGUCGACAAGCUGCACAAGGCAGGCAAGUUCAAGCGCCUGGGCCUGAGCAACUUCACUGCCUUUGAGGUCGCCGAGAUCGCCCUCACGGCCAAGUACAACGGCUGGGUGCGUCCUUCGGUCUACCAGGGCAUGUACAACGUCAUCCUGCGCAGCAUCGAAGCCGAGCUGAUCCCCGCCUGCCGCCGCUACGGCCUCGACCUUGUCGUCUACAACCCCAUUGCCGGCGGUCUGCUGUCCGGCAAGGUGGCCAGCACCGACGCAAAGGACAUCCCCACCGAGGGCCGGUACUCGGACAAGUUCCUCAAUGGCGCCGCACGUGCGCGCUACUGGCGCAACGGCACCUUUGCGGCUGUGGACGCCAUGCGCGAGACGGCGGCCAAGCACGGCAUCUCCAUGAUUGAGAUUGCGCUGCGCUGGCUGGUGCACCACAGCGCCCUCGAUGUGUACGGCAAGCAGUUCCACGACGGCAUCAUCAUUGGUGCGUCGAGCCUCGCGCACCUCGAGUCGAACCUCAAGGACCUGGCCAAGGACCCGCUGCCCCAGGAGAUCCUGGACGAGGUGGACGACGCGUGGCGGCUGGCCAAGGUGGACACGUCGCCGUACUGGCACCUGGAUCUCAAGUACACGUACGACACGCAGGAGGAGCUCUUUGGUGAAGGCAAGAAGUAG